CGUUUUAAAUCUUAAAUGGUUUUGUAUUUGGUCAAGCGUGUCGCGUUUUCGUACGGAAAUACGUUACUCUUUAUCUAUUAGAAAAAAAAUAAAAAAUAAAUCGAAUUCUCUCAAUGUGCGUAAUAUGCAGGUAUGCUCGCUAGUGUAGGUACAGAGUGUACACAAUAAUAAAUUAGAGUGUUUCAGUGUCGUUUUCCUGACCUUUGCUCUUCAGUUGCACAUCAUAAAAAUACAUUUUCAUAUCUGCCACUGCUGCUCGCAAUCGUAUUUAUUAAUCGAAGCGCUACGCACAGAAACCCGCAUUGUGUUCAUAUAAGGUCUUGCAGCGUCCGAAGCAGCACGUGCAGCUGAUCGUCGUCAAAAUCAAACAACCGUUUUUAAAACGACAACCACACGUGUGUGAAAACAUAACAUAUGUCGUGAUAAACAGUGUCUCUUAAUAUUUACUUAUCAUACAAUCAUAAUAUUAAACAUUAUAUACGGCUGAUACACUAAUCGCGUUGUCUCCUUCGGGAUUUCGACGGUGCGCACGCGUUACGGGCGCGAUACGAGUGAGAAUAAAAUUUUAAAAUACUCAGCUGUGUGCGUACAUAAUUCGACUGAAUAAUCAGUAAUAUCCACGCGCGAUAUCGUCCGUUUACGGACUUUUCAAAUUCGCCGUCUAUUUAUCAUAGUUUUUUUUUUUUUUUUAACUAUCACAAAUCGUACAUUGUGAUCAUGUUUAACAACACAAGCAAUCUACUGCUGCAGACCAUGCUGUACUUGGCGCAGACAGACAAUAUCACAUUCCCGUUGAACUACACCGCGGACGCGAACAACGUAAUUUUGGAAGGCGACAACGUGGAGGUCAAGUGUUAUGGCGAAUAUGGUUGUUUCUCAGUGGCCGGUCCAUGGCAGGAUGUUUCCUCCAGACCCGUGAACCUGUUUCCGGAACAACCAGAAAAGAUCGCGCCGCGGUACUGCCUGUACACACGUAACAAUCGGAACGUGUGCCAGUACCUGAACCACAAGGACCGCAAUUCUGUGAUCAUGUCUAACGUGAUCCCGACUUUGCCCACAUACUUUAUUACACAUGGGUUUCUGGAAGGUGGUGAUCGACCGUGGUUAAAGGAAAUUUCUCGGCAAAUCCUGCGACGGUACGACGCCAACGUAAUUAUCAUCGACUGGGAACAGGGCUCUGGGUCACCAUAUACACAGGCUGUAGCCAACAUACGGAUGGUGGGCAGGAUAACAGCACACCUUAUAAACGUGAUUCGAACAGAACUCGGAUUAAAUGUUGCUAACGUUCAUCUAAUCGGUCACAGUUUAGGAUCACAUCUUUGUGGUUAUGUAGGAAGUGUGUUGCAAACGAACUUUGGCGUCACAGUGGGUCGAAUUACUGGUCUAGACCCGGCUGAGCCUCAUUUCAGCCAGACCGACCCGAUGGUGAGGUUAGAUCCUUCGGACGCUAUGUAUGUGGAUAUAAUACACACCGAUUCCAGGCCAUUUAUUAAAGGAGGCGAAUUAGGUCUGGGAAUGAGUGUACCAAUAGGACACUUAGAUUUUUAUCCAAAUGGAGGUGAAAAUCAACCCGGAUGUAAUCAGGGUAUGAUGAAGUAUAUUAACCGUGAAAACGGUAGUUUCUACCAAGGUAUGAGAAGAUUUCUAGCCUGCGAUCAUGUCAGAGCACACGAAUAUUUCAACGAAUCUAUAAACACAGUUUGCAACUUUGUAGCAAUAGAAUGCGAUUCUUAUGAAGAAUUCUUAAAUGGUGAAUGUUUUUCGUGUUUGAGCGAUACUAACCCUGAUGGUAAAAUCUGUGCAGAAAUGGGUAUGCGAUCGUUGGGCCAUUGGAAAAAAUAUGCUCCUACCAUUGCCAGUUCUCUUGAUCCUAAUACAUCACCACAUAUACGUUUAUACUCACUUACCAACGGAGACUCACCAUUUUGCACGUAUUUGUACAAAGUAACAUUGAAUUUGGCAAAUUCGCAAUUAAGCAAAGACCAUGGUGGUGAAGUAGGGCAUUUUUUAGUGCAGCUCGAAGGAACCGAUUCCAAGUCAAAACUUUUGAACGUAUUCAAAGAGCAACAUUAUAAACCAGGAAGUGUACAUCGUCGAGUAUUUGGAUCUAAUUAUGUGGGUACCAUCAAAUCAGUACUGUUGGUUUGGAACCACUCGACCACAAUGAACAUACUAACCUGGAGAUUCGAAGCGCCGGUCAUUUAUGUCGAAUCGUUGACUAUCGAAACAUUCAAUAUUGGCCAAAAACUAAAACUAUGUCCACCGAAAUUAAUAGCUUUGGAAGCCGGCCUAUCGUUUAGAAUGAUUCCGUGUUAAGACUAACAACGCAUGAAAAACAAAGAUACGAAUAUUUAAAAUCGUUUUUUUUAUUCAUAUUUGGCUAGAUUAAAAACGAUUUUAUUUAUGUAUAAUAUGAAC
Molecule: messenger RNA, 2418 nt
Organism: Melanaphis sacchari
Lineage: Eukaryota; Metazoa; Arthropoda; Insecta; Hemiptera; Aphididae
Product: pancreatic triacylglycerol lipase-like
Exons: 8
Coding region: 718-2316 (532 amino acids)
Biological process (GO): lipid metabolic process
Molecular function (GO): protein binding; triacylglycerol lipase activity
Source: RefSeq, a predicted model, not a curated record